Yamadazyma jaroonii is the source of this 1635-nucleotide messenger RNA. The record is from the annotation of a GenBank genome assembly. Lineage: Eukaryota; Fungi; Ascomycota; Pichiomycetes; Serinales; Debaryomycetaceae.
AUGUCUACCAUUGGUGAUGAGUAUGAGGCAUUAGAAGUUAUUGGUAAAGGAUCCUUUGGGAUCGUAAGGAAGGUCAGACAAAAGAGUGAUGGCAAAAUGUUUGUCAGAAAGGAGAUCGAAUAUACUUCGAUGAAUAGCCAAGAGAGAAAUCAAUUGAUAUCAGAGUUAAGAAUCUUAAGAGAAUUGAAUCAUCCUAACAUUGUGAAGUAUUGUAGACACGAUCAUAUAAUAAGUAAGAAGUCCAUACAUAUAUAUAUGGAAUAUUGUGAUGGAGGUGAUUUAGGUCAAGUUAUCAAUAAUUUCAAGAAGAAUAAAGAAACAGUCCCUGAAGAAUUCAUUUGGCAAGUUUUGGUACAAACCUUAUUAGCUUUACAUAAAUGUCAUUAUGGAUUUGAUGCCAAAAAGGUUAAUUUAUUCCAAACUGAAGAAAUCGAACCUUCAAUAAACUCAGAAACAGUUAUUAUUCAUAGAGAUAUUAAACCUGAUAAUAUCUUUAUGUUGAAUAGUGGGAAAACCAUUAAGGUAGGAGAUUUUGGAUUAGCCAAGAUGUUAACUUCCCAGAAUGAUUUUGCAAAGACUUAUGUCGGAACUCCAUAUUAUAUGUCACCUGAAGUAUUGAUGGAUAACCCUUAUAGUCCAGUUUGUGAUAUUUGGUCAUUAGGAUGUGUUUUAUUUGAAUUAUGUACUUUACAACCUCCAUUCCAAGCCAAGACUCAUUUACAAUUACAAACCAAGAUCAAGAAAGGAAUUAUUCCUGAAUUACCAUCAAUUUACUCUCAGCAAUUAACUACCAUCAUUAAAGAUUGUAUAACGGUUGAUGCUGAAUUGAGACCUUCAUGUUUUGAUUUGUUACAAAUUUUACCUGUUAGAUUUUUAAGAAAAGAAAUGGAAUUAAAAGAAAUCAAUGUUGAUUUAAGUAACUUCCAAAAUCAGUUAUUAUCAAAAAGUGAAGAAUUAAGUAAGAAAGAGACUUAUUUGAAUAAUUUAGAAACUAAAGUCAUGAAUUCCAAGACUGAAUUACAGGAAGGUUUCAAUAACUUACAGAAUUUACAAAAGAAAUAUAAUCUCCAGAAACAGAAUUUAGAAAAUGAAUUACUUGAAGAAUUUGAAAAUAGGAAAAAGUUAAUGGAUCAAGAAGCUAAGGAAGUAAGAUUGAAUUAUCAAAGAGAAUUCAAAUUAGUAGUUGAACAAGAAGUUCAACAAAGAAUAAAAGAUAUCUUAAACAAUGGUUUUAAGAGUAAUUCCAAUACUAGUUUAUCCAGUUUGAAUAAUGAAUUGAUAAGGAAGAAAUCUGAUCCUAAAACUUUCAAUCUUCAACAACAAGAUGUUUCGACGACCCAAGCAAAGAAUUUCUUACACCAAAAUCAAAAUUCAAAUUAUUAUGACGUUUCACCAAGUAAACCAAGAGGACCUAAAGAAUUACAUGAUGAUAAUAAUCGUAGAGUUCCUUUAAAAAUCAGAAAUGAUUUUGAUGAAUACGAAUACAACCAGAAAUUGAAUUCUCCUCCAGUUCAAUACAAUCAAAAAUUUAAUAAUUAUAAAAAGAGAGUCACUGAUGAAUUAGAAAGAUUAACACUCGAAAAAAGACAUGUACCAGAAUUCGAAGAAGUAUAUAGAAAAAAUUAUCGUCAUUAG